GAAGGUGCAAAGUUGGCGCGUGUGUACAGACAGUGCAGCAGUAGUUAUUUACGAAAGAUUAGUCCGUGUUUAGUCUUGGCCUUUACUUUUGUAGCUCGUUUGUCACUUUGGUUGGUAUCAUGACGAGGAACAAAACUGCGUAAAUAAGCUGUCAGUCGUCGAGAAACAGCGUCAUGUGGAAACUCCAGCCUGCAGAGUCUGAAUCAGGGACGUUCUACCUGCUCCCCGGUAAAGAGUAUGUAGUGGGUCGUAAAAACUGUGACAUCCUCCUGGCCAAUGACCAGUCCAUCAGCCGUGUGCACGCCAAACUUACAGUCACUGAGCAGACUGUCACACUGAAGGACAGCUCCAAGUACGGCACUUUUAUUAACGAUGAGCAGCUGGCAGCUGGCUCCACCAAGACCCUGCGUGCUGGUGACAGAAUCACAUUUGGGGUCUUUCAAAGCAAGUUUAGGCUGGAACUGAACUCUGUGGUGGUCUGCUCAUCCUGUGUCGAUAAUGAGGGGAAGGUGGCUCUUUCACAGGCCGUGCAGUCGGUUGGAGGCCGCAUGGUCAACUCUUGGUCACAGGACUGCACUCACCUUGUCAUGCCCACUGUAAAGGUCACAAUUAAGACGAUCUGUGCGCUGCUGUGCUGUCGGCCAAUAGUGAAACCAGAGUUCUUCACCGAGCUCUUUCAAGCUGUGCAGCGGAAGGGAACCCUUCCCAAAUGUGAAAACUUCAAGCCGGAGAUAGAUGAACCCAGUCUGGCUAAGCAAGAGGUGGACCUGGGUCCCAGGCCCGAGAGAAAGUCUCUCUUCAAGGAUAAAACAUUUGUCUUCUUCAACGCCAAACAGAUGAAACGUUUAAGUCAGGCCAUCAGUUCUGGAGGUGGGCGGAGCCAGCUCUUGGAGGAGGGGUCUCUGCCUGUGUCCCUUCUGGAAUCCACAGGGACUUGUGUUAUUGACGUUGGAACAGGAUCCUCCCAAGCACUCAUACCUUCCACCACCAAGAAAUGGAUGGAUUCUGUAGGGCAGGUUUUGCACAGGAAUGAUUUACGCUUCAUCACUGAAUCUGAGAUUGGAUUGGCUACCAUCUAUGUCAAUAAUCAGACCUACUGCAAUCCCUGUGCUUCUAUGGAUUCUGAGUCUGUUAGAAUGAGGCCAGCAAUCCCCGCGGCGACUCUUACACAGAAUGCAACAGUGGAUGAGACUGUGCUUCCUGCAGCCUCCCAGAACAUCACUGCAUAUGUGGCCAACACUGAGACUUCUCAGAGUUUCAGCAGGAUGGAUGGAUGUGGUGCCACAGCUGUGGGUGAGACCCCAGAGAAACGCCCUGUACAGGCAAAUCCACUGGGGUCAGCGAAGCCAGCAUCAACAUUAUCCCGAAGACAGCCAUCAACCAUGGAGCCACCAACCACAUCAGAGUCUGUGAAGUCAUCAUUGAGCACAAGUGAGAGGGUACAGGAAAAGAAGAAGGUAGAAUCAGCUUCUUCUGACAGGAGGAAUGACGACUGUGUGAAAUUCCCAGACCCUCGCAACAGCAGUGCCACGCUUAAAAAAUCCCCCCAGAAACAGUCAGCGCUCACAAGCUACUUCCAGCCUGUCAACAAAAAGAGGUUGCGUGAGGGCGGUGCUGAUUCUGAGCUUUCGGAGGCCAAACUGUCUAGGCGAGAGUGCGAGGAUCCAGCAGCAUCCUUACAAAGCUCGCACAUAAGCCAAAAGCGGCAUGGCACGACCCCGCAGUCCAAUUUCAGUGCCAGUCUGGGUUUGGGCUCUGCACUCGCCAUUAACUCAGGUGCUAGUGGGGACCAUAAUGCCCAGAACUGUGACUCCAAUCCAAUCUCAGGCAGUAAAAAGAGGAAGGAGCCCAUGCAGGACCAGCCAUCUAACCUGGCGGUGCAAGAAGAGAGGGCUGAUUUAGAUGUUUCACUGGAGGAGCUCGAGUCCAUCAUGUCUGAAGACAUGGAUGAACCCAUGCAACCUGCGGCCAGUAAGAAACAACGUUUGGGUCAAGGAGAGAGCAGCACUGUCAGUAAGGGGCGGAACCCAAAGCAGUACCAUAACACUACAUCCAGCAUCCAGCAGAGGGUAGAGCAGCAAAGCAUAGCCAGUAAGAGCCAGAACCUGGAACAGGACGUGCCUGGUAGAGCCAAUAAACACCAGAACUCUGAGAGGAAGCCACCGGGAUCCAGUAGAGCAGCAGAUUUGGAGCAGGACCAGCACAGUUCAGCGCAUAGGAAGGAUAGAUCUGAAUCUGACGAUGUUAAAGAAGAGGAAGUGUCCUUUGUUGUGGCAUCUGAGGCCCUUAAUGGCUUUGCCAAGCACAGUGAGGUGACUGCGGUCAAGCAGGAACCCAAGGGCUCAAGCUCAGUGUCUGCUUCAGAAAAUGACUCCGAGCUUCCCCAGAGACUCUUGCAAGUUCAGUUUAAGUGUCUCACUGUGAACGCUCCGUCCAGAACGAGGCCCGACCCACUACAGAGCCGCGAUCCCAAUGGGAAGAACUUUAAGCGCUUCCGCAAGGCACCUGUUCCUGGACUUCAUGGUUUGCCCAACAUCAUCGGCGGCUCAGAUCUGGUGGCUCAUAAUCGGAGCAAAAACACAGAACUUGAGGAGUGGCUGAGAGAUGCAGCAGAGGAGGAGAAACGGCAAGAGCGAGAAGAGACUCUUGGGGAUGAUCUGUUCAGGUACAAUCCAAAGCCUUCUAAAAGAAGAUGAGAGGUAACUCAUGGACCUGGACUCUUUAUGGUAUUCUUAAUGAUCUGCACGUUCAAGAAGAUUUCACAGUUUUCUACAGGUUUUGCUUGUUCUUGUAAGUUUUGAGCAACUCACCAAAUUUCCGUCCCGCACUUGUUCUGGAUUAUUGCAGCGUUCCAAAAGUAGGCCUCAAGUAUGUUGUCUGUUUAUGUUCAGUUAUAAACUUAAAGGUAGAAUAAGUGCCAUUUUCAUUUGAAGUCACUCAUUACUGCUGGUCACAUGGCUCACUAAAUCAUGAACUGCGACAAGACUUUAAUUUUUAUCUGGCAUCUUUUUACAAAUACUACUUUUACAACAACUACUUUUUCACUAUGUUUAAAAAAAGAAUUGGAUAUCUUUUGUCAUCAGUUUUGUCAUCAUUACAUGCUGUUGGAAAUGUCUUUGUUGGAUACAGUAGUUCUUCCCUGAUGUUUUCUUAAAUGUGAGAUGUGUCAGAGAAGAAUAUACAUUAGUUUUUUAAACAUAACAAGCACCUGAAUACAUACACUCAUGUUCAAGUUUUUGGAAUCUUUGCUGUAUUAACAAUUUUUGUGCUUUAAUAUACAAUAAUAUAUGAUGAGAGUUUAAAUAUUACAGACAAAAAAUUACAAAAUUGAAUUUUUUGAUGUUGCAUUCAUUAUUUCAAGAAUUUGGUGAACAAGAAUAAGUGAUAAUGUACUGUAGUGAUUGUUUGCAUUAAUUUUUGUCAAGUAAACUGCCUUUAGAUUUGAUCUCCACGUUUGAAAUAUGAUGAAUUCUGGAUUCAUGAUGUUACCUUCUUUCUCGGUUCUUCUACAAUCUUCCACAGCUACGUUCAUCAUUCUGAUCAUCUGAAAUGUCUUGAUUUUCAUUGACAGCUUCCAACUAAUUUUGUUAAACUGUGGUUGUACAGGUCUAACAUAUUACAAUCAAAUUAUACACUUUGAUUCCAAACUUUUGGACAGCCGUGUACGUUUCAGUGCAGUCUGUUAAAGGGGAAUUCAACCAAUUUUAAAUAAUGUCCGUGUAAUUCAAUCAUUGGGAUGCAAACAGUGUCGUUCAGAAAGGUUUGGACUCUGAACUAUUUUGUCCCAUAUAAAUUUAUUUAAAAACAUACAAUUUAGGCCAAAAGCUAAUCAAAACCUCAUCUCAGACAUAAGACAGCAUGUUCAUAACCAUUUCAUGUAAUAGCUGUCUGGUAGGUAGUUUUUAAAAAACUUUAAUUUUUUUUGUGCUUUUGCCCUAGAACACCCAGUAUGAACCUCUCUGACAUGAUUACAUUAAAAAGAAAGCAAAAAUGGCAAAUGGCAUCUAGAGAAACUUAGCAGUCAAAUGUAAACCACUGUAAAUAUUUGAUGGCUAAGUUUCUCUAGAACAGAGCAUUUCCCAUCAAACAUUACAUUUUAACUAAUUAUGUAGACAAGUUUUGAAAAAUGGGUUGAUUUACUCUUUAAACAUGUAUGAAAUAUUCAUAAAGUGCAUAAGUAACAAAAUAAAGCCUUAACAUAUCUCUUAGAGGCCAAGCUAGUAGCUAGUCAUGUUUUCAAAUGACCAGGUGGAGGCCUAUCAUCCUGGAUUUCAUGGAAAAGCUACUUAUUGUACCUUUUAAGUUUAUGGUGUUUACAAGGUUCACUGAUGGCAAACAAUGUAACAGAGUAUUUUAAAAAGUUUUAUUUGUCCAUAAUAAAAAAUACUGUGUACAAAACACGUAUUAAAACCUCAUUUUCAUUUUACAAGGUCGAGUAGUCACAUUCACCAGCUUGCAACUUCAGAAUGCAGUCAAGUUUAGAAGAGCCAUCAAG
Molecule: messenger RNA, 4495 nt
Organism: Colossoma macropomum (tambaqui)
Lineage: Eukaryota; Metazoa; Chordata; Actinopteri; Characiformes; Serrasalmidae
Gene: nbn
Product: nibrin
Exons: 16
Coding region: 174-2696 (840 amino acids)
Biological process (GO): telomere maintenance; mitotic G2 DNA damage checkpoint signaling; double-strand break repair via homologous recombination
Cellular component (GO): Mre11 complex; nucleus
Molecular function (GO): protein binding; damaged DNA binding
Source: RefSeq, a predicted model, not a curated record